Messenger RNA from Dibothriocephalus latus, 384 nucleotides. NCBI's taxonomy places the organism in Eukaryota, Metazoa, Platyhelminthes, Cestoda, Diphyllobothriidea, Diphyllobothriidae. The record is from the annotation of a GenBank genome assembly.
AUGAGCAGCAGUGAAGAGGUUUCGUGGAUUCUGUGGUUCUGCGGACUGCGUGGAAAUGAGUUCUUUUGUGAAGUCGAUGAGGAGUACAUACAGGAUCGCUUCAAUCUGACGGGCCUUAGCGAGCAGGUUCCAGACUAUCGUCAGGCGCUUGACAUGAUACUCGAUCUGGAGCCGGAUGAUGAGCUGGACAACAAUCCCCGUGAAUCAGACAUCAUAGAACAGGCCGCGGAAAUGCUCUACGGCCUCAUUCACGCUCGCUACAUCCUCACAAACAGGGGCAUCAUGCUGAUGGGCGAGAAAUGGUUACAGGGUGACUUCGGCUACUGUCCAAGGGUAAGGGUUCCCACUUUUUUUAUGUGUUUUUAUUAUUUAUCCUCACGGUGA